AUGAUGAAGAAAUUUGAUAGUGAAGCCUACAUCGUGGAGAAGGGUGCGUACAAUAGGGAGGAGCAUCUCAAGUUGCUACUAAUGGUGCAAAUAAUGGGCAGGGAGGAGGUUAUCAGGUUGCAACUAGUUGGGUUAACAAUGCUCACAAUGGAGAGGGAGGAGGUUCUCAGGUUUCUUCUCAACCUGCAACUGAUGCUCAUCGCAAUGAUGCAUCUCAGGUAA
Molecule: messenger RNA, 222 nt
Organism: Ilex paraguariensis (yerba mate)
Lineage: Eukaryota; Viridiplantae; Streptophyta; Magnoliopsida; Aquifoliales; Aquifoliaceae
Source: the annotation of a GenBank genome assembly